AUGGGCGCAGAAACAAUCGACCUCAAGGAUAUCCAUGAUUUUCUGAUAGAACUAGCUUCCAAGGCUGGAGAGAUCAUUACCAAUGCCUUGCCGAACACGGGAAGUACAGGGUCAAAGAAAAACAGCGCAGAUCUCGUCACUGAAUAUGAUCGUGCGGUUGAGAAAAUGAUAUCUGCAGCGUUAGCAGGGAGAUAUCCGCAGUAUCAGUUAAUUCCUCCUCACCACUAUAGAUUUCAUGGCGAGGAGACGUAUGACCCCGCAACUCCAUUAACUGAUGCCCCCACCUUCGUCGUCGAUCCCAUCGACGGUACAGUCAAUUUUGUGCACGGAUUUCCAUAUGCAUGCAUCUCUCUCGGCUUUACGAUUGACAGGAAACCGGUCGUUGGUGUUGUUUACAAUCCGUUCAGCAAUACCCUCUAUUCUGCCAUUCGUGGACAAGGGGCAUAUUUAAAUCGCGACACUAAACUUCCCCUCGACGCCAGGAGUCUAGAGCCACUGGAUGGCCUAGAGAAUGCUCUCAUCGCCGUUGAGUGGGGUUCGGAAAGAGCAGGCAAGAAUUGGGCGACAAAGAUACGGACAUUUGAGAAGCUCGGUAAAACCAAGGAUGACGGUGGUGCAAUGGUACGCUCGAUGCGUAGCAUGGGCUCAGCUGCAUUAAACCUUUGCGCCGUCGCAUCCGGGAAUCUCGAUUUGUAUUGGGAAGGUGGUUGCUGGGCGUGGGAUGUUUGCGCUGGCUGGGUCAUUCUGUCAGAAGCUGGCGGUAUAAUCGUUGAUGGGAACCCAGGCAACUGGGAAGCAAGCGUUGAUGGGCGAAAGUAUCUCGCAGUCCGAGGAUCGCCAGAUCAAGCAGGACAGAAGGAGCUCAUUGAAGAGUUCUGGGGACAUAUACAAGGCCGUCUCGAGUAUUGA
Molecule: messenger RNA, 909 nt
Organism: Aspergillus thermomutatus
Lineage: Eukaryota; Fungi; Ascomycota; Eurotiomycetes; Eurotiales; Aspergillaceae
Product: inositol monophosphatase family protein
Exons: 3
Coding region: 1-909 (302 amino acids)
Biological process (GO): signal transduction; phosphatidylinositol phosphate biosynthetic process; inositol metabolic process
Molecular function (GO): inositol monophosphate 1-phosphatase activity
Source: RefSeq, a predicted model, not a curated record